Opisthorchis viverrini is the source of this 957-nucleotide messenger RNA. RefSeq lists its product as hypothetical. The record is from RefSeq and is a predicted model, not a curated record. The transcript has 4 exons. The coding region runs from base 1 to 957 and encodes 318 amino acids. NCBI's taxonomy places the organism in Eukaryota, Metazoa, Platyhelminthes, Trematoda, Opisthorchiida, Opisthorchiidae.
AUGACAGCGUCAGCAGUACCCUGUUUUCGCUUACCCACCCUGGUGUAUGCAGCAAGGAACGCGACCCAGCUGAUGGCACCACGCGACGGCCGAUGUCCCAUUGACCAACCUGGUACGAGAGACCCUGUGAGUGUCGCGGGGACACCACCCGGUAUAACUCAAAGGCUCGUUGAGGCGCACGAACCGUCACUCCACGGUCUCUUCGUAACGGCGCAAGUCAAAUACCAAGCUCAGUUAUCGACAUCCAACAAUCAGCAACCAAUAAACCCACCCAGAACUGAUACAAGUAGAAUCCGACGCCCAAAUCUUGCCGCUAGCAGUGAACGACGGCGACUGACCGACGGGAACAAAACCGACCCGGGAAACUUGGGUAAAAGACUCGAUCCUAGACGCUACAGAACGGCAGUUGUCAUACUGGCACCUGAAUCACGAAUAGUGCACCCAUAUGUCACUCAGAGGGACUCAGCGAACGCCCUUUUCUUGCAUCGUGUGAAGGGACCAGAAGACAUCACGGGGAUAAUUUCCGAGAGAAAUUUUUGUGUGAAUAUGCCAACCAAACUGUCUACUCAUGAUGCAAGAGAGACGCAACCCUCUUUGGAUGUGUCCAGCGAGUUACGAAAAUGGUUGCGGGCCUUGAACCAAUGGAAGAUUGAAAGCAUCUCGCGAUGUUUGACCCCUUUUUUGCUUGGAGUCUCGUCACCUCCGAGGAGACCUAAUGACAAAUUGUUCAUACUUAUUCUCACGUGCUUACUUACUCACUACCUUAUCAUCACUUUUACCCUGUUUGAACAAGGUUUGGCCAACAGGUUCUUCACCAUUGACCCAGCAAAACACGUAUCCAGGCGAUCCUCUUCUCUAGUCCUCGCGCCGACAAACUUACUGCCCCGCGCUGAGGUCAUAAAGAGCAGUGAUUCACCCCUUUUUCGCUUGUGCCUUUCUGAUGAACACAGCCGCUGA